This is a messenger RNA of Dentiscutata erythropus, 2049 nucleotides long. Lineage: Eukaryota; Fungi; Glomeromycota; Glomeromycetes; Diversisporales; Gigasporaceae. The record is from the annotation of a GenBank genome assembly.
AUGAGUAAACUUUUAAAUAUUUUUAACCAGUUAAUAAGACCACAAGUCGAUCCCACUAUUGAAGAAGAAGUUAUGAUAAAUGUUAAUAUCGACGAUGAAUUAGCGGAAUUAAAAUUGAAAAAAUCAUAUAAUCUAAAACAAGUGAGAGAAGAGCUCAAGACAAAAGAAUUGAUAGAAAUAGCGGAUAAACUUAUUUUCAUAGGACGUAAAAGUGGUAAAAUUCCUGUUGAGAGCGAAGAAGGACUUAGAUGUGCGGAUAUCCUGGACGAAGAAAAAAAUACGAUCUAUCUUAAAAGGUUAAAAUGGUGCAUAUUAGGAAAAGAAUUCAAGCUUGGAAAUGGACGCACUACCACUUAUGAAGUAGCAACUAAAAGAGCAUUUAUUGUUGAAAAUUGUGAACUACUUAAAGCCGAUGACCCCAUUGUUGAUCAUAAUGAAACAAUAGAAUCUCGUGAAGAUGAAAUUCGGAAUAGAAAUUUAUUAUUUACGACAGAUGUAGAAAUUAAAAAUUUAGCGAAAUUAGCCGUAUCAAUGGGAUCUAAAAAAGAAAAACAGAACCAUUUUGAGUCUUCUUCAAUAAAAAAAUACAAAAAACGUAGUAAAGAAUGUUUGAAGAUCAUUAAAGUAAUUCCAACAGAAGAAUUUAAAAAUGCAGUGAAGGAUGCCAUUGACUCAAAAAGCAUAUAUAAAUUAGAAAGGAUCAAAGAUGAUUUUGGCUAUUUCAUUCCCACAAUAAUUAAAUUUGGUGGAAUAUUUCGUUACGAAAACGAGGCAUUAGAGACCAAACAUUCAAAAAAUAAGAAAAAAAAUGCUUCGAUAAAGUUGGGGGCUAAUGAUCAAAAGCUUGAACUUGAGCAUAAUAAGAACGUGUUUUAUGAAAAAGAAAACAAAUCACAACGCGAAAUUUUGGAAGUUUAUGGUGGUGAUGAGGAGAAACUCAAAAGAGAUAAAAACGAAAAUGCAUGGGCAUCCUCAUUAGAUGAUUUUAGAAAAUGGAGGCCGAUUGACUUUCAAAAACCUAAAUCCAUAUUUCAUUAUCUAAGCGAGGAUUUGCAAAAUGAUAUCAUGAAGCUAUUUGGAAAAAGAAUACUUUACGCCGGUGAACAAAAGCUUAACUUCGUAUACAAUGAUCCUGAGCAAAAUUUAUUACGUAAGUUAAAAAUUCCCCUAGAUAUUUUUUCAAACUUUAAUGAUGAUUGCCAGAUUUUUGCAACAGUCUCUAAUAUUGAAGAUAGUGAUAUCUUCACUUACAGGCUAAAUGCUUCAGAUAAAGAUAACGUAAUAUGUAUUCAUUGCAUUCAAUGCAGCCAGAAAAAGAAACCAAAAAAUUAUGAUAUCAUUAUACGCUGGAUAGUUGUUGGAUAUGAUUUUGAUUUUAAUUAUUUACCAUCAAACCUUAGCUUUCGACUUCAAAGUUUUAAAGAAAAAAUUAAUCCAAAAAAAAUUUCAGAAUCAACUAAUAAUCAUAUUUUGAAAAUAUAUGAGCGAAAUACUUCAGAAUUCUUUGGCAGAGAUCACCUAUUAGGCAUACCCGUAUUUAAAAAUGUGGAAAGUAAAUAUGAUUCGCUGGUUAUUGGGAGUCAUUUUUGCAGGUGUAACGACAAGAUCAAUACAUAUAUUUAUGGUUAUGAUUUAUAUAAGGAGAAAUAUUCAACAUGCGCAACUUUACCAGAUUUAGAAUUCAAUUUUCUUCAUUUUUUGGACCUUCCCGAUAGUACCAUAUUUGAUCAAUUUCAUAUUGAGUAUCCUAGAAAUAAUAGGAAAAAAGAGAAGAUUAAAGAUUUUUUUAUAAGGGAUAAAAAUGAUCCAAAAUCAAAAUUUGCCAACUUAUAUUUAUUAAAUUUACUUGAUGAAACGAAAUGCUCUCCGAAAUUUAUUGGCCAAAAUAAAGAAGAAUUUGUUAUGCACCAACUUGGAUGCACCUGUCAAGGUCACGGAUGUGAGAAUUCUAACCAUUUUAGCGAAAAAGUAAUUUACCAGGCUGAAUAUUUUAGCCCAAAUAUUACCUAUGAGAGAAUUGAAGAAAUUUCUAAUUAUAAUGAGAACUGA